AUGUCCAAAAUCUCCUCCACAUUUCUUCUUCAUUUCAUCCAUAAACGUUUUCUCAAUACCAUUUCUACUUCUGCACUGCCUUCACCCUCUGUUUCUACCAUCCAAUUCCUCACUAAUUCAUGUUCCCUUUCUUCAGAAUCUCCUACUUCCAAAGGUCGAAAGCUCCAAUUCGAUGAAAAACACAUCCAGCAGUACGAAGCCAUUAUCGGUUUCUUCAAAUCAUAUGGGUUCGAGAAUCCACAGAUCGCCAAUUUGGUUUCGAGGCGACCUUCGAUCCUUCAAUCCAGAGUAUCCACCAAUCUGAAGCCUAAAUUUGAGUUCCUCCAGGAAAUCGGGUUCGUCGGUCCUUUACUUCAUAAGCUAAUUCUUAAAAGCCCUACGAUUCUUGUAACGAGCUUGGAAUUUCAGUUGAAACCGUCAUUUUUUUUCAUAAAGGAAAUGCUUGAACCAGAUGAAAAGGUAACUGCUGCUAUUUGUCGUUCUCCAAAGCUUAUAACUUCUAAUUAUAAGGGUGAAUUGGAAUCCAUCGUUGACGUUUUGGUCAGUGAAGGAGUACCUUCUAAGAAUAUAGCCAGAAUGAUUGCAUAUAAGCCUGCAACUAUUAUGCAUAAGGUUGAUAGAAUGAUUGAUGUAGUGAAAAGGGUUAAAGAAUUAGGCUUUGAACCAAAGGCUCGCAUGUUUGUUUAUGCAGUUUUAGCAAGGAUUUCAAUGAGUGAUUCAACGUGGAAGAGGAAAAUAAAUGUUUUGAAGAGUUUAGGAUGGUCUGAGAAGGAGAUUCUUACAGCAUUUAAGAAAGAUCCAAACUAUUUAAGUUGUUCGGAGGAUAAAAUGAGGGAUGUUGCAGAUUUCUGUUUCAACACUGCAAAGCUGGAUCCAGGAACUGUAAUUUGUUACCCGAAGUUCUUCAAAUUUUCAGUCGACAAGCGACUCCAACCGAGGUACAAAGUUAUUGAGGUUCUGAAGGUGAAAAAUCUUCUUAAGAACAAAAAGAUUGCUUGGUUGCUUUUAGAAAGGGAGAGAGAAUUUGUGGAGAAAUACAUAGUUAAGCAUUUGGAUGAAAUUCCAAAUCUGAUGGACAUAUACAAGGGCAAUGUGGAAACAGAAGCCGAAACCAAAAGUGUUGUAUAG
Messenger RNA from Cucumis sativus (cucumber), 1128 nucleotides. RefSeq names its product transcription termination factor MTERF5, chloroplastic-like. Gene Ontology annotation, cellular component: chloroplast. Lineage: Eukaryota; Viridiplantae; Streptophyta; Magnoliopsida; Cucurbitales; Cucurbitaceae. The transcript has a single exon. The record is from RefSeq and is a predicted model, not a curated record. The coding region runs from base 1 to 1128 and encodes 375 amino acids. Gene Ontology annotation, molecular function: double-stranded DNA binding. Gene Ontology annotation, biological process: regulation of DNA-templated transcription; chloroplast organization.